This is a messenger RNA of Alligator sinensis (Chinese alligator), 964 nucleotides long. RefSeq names its product transmembrane protein 160 (gene TMEM160). The record is from RefSeq and is a predicted model, not a curated record. The transcript is spliced from 3 exons. Lineage: Eukaryota; Metazoa; Chordata; Crocodylia; Alligatoridae. The coding region runs from base 1 to 441 and encodes 146 amino acids.
AUGAUGAUGAUGAUGAUGGCCAUCCCCGGCGAGGGCGCAGGCUCGGUCCAACUCCAACUCCAACUCCAACUCCUCCCCGGGCCCUCCUCAGGUUUCCUCUCCUGGUUCCGCAACGGGCUGCUGGCGACCGGCGUGGGGGUCAUUUCGUACGUGCAGAGCGACGUGGGGCGAGAGGCGGCUUACGGUUUCUUCAUCCUGGGGGGAAUCUGCGUGUCCUACGGCAGCUUGUCCUACCUGUCCAGCCUCGUCCUUCUGCGCCGCACCAUGAUGCUCUCGUUCUCCGUGGCCCUCUUCAAUGGCGCGACAGUCACCCUGGUAGCACUCUUCUGGCUCUGCGCCAUCUGCCUCUACAUCGGGCGCCUGGAGGUGGAGAUCAUCCAGGAUGAGGACAGCAACGAGUACCUGGAGAAGGAGGAUGACUAUGGGAAGACCGACAAGUAAGAGCCCCGGUCUCGCUUGGGACAACCCUGUUAAAGCGUCUUUCGACAUCGUCCUGGGAACUGAGUUUGAACGCGAGUGUCUGUCUCCAGGCCCCGCUAUCCAGCUGGUGUCAGAGGGCAGGAAGAAAGGGCAGCCUCAUAGUGUGUAAGACUGCUGGCUGCUUUGUGUUUGUUUUAAUGUUCUUCACGUUGGCCUUGGGAAUUGGCAAGAAGAAAUUAGGCCCUUAGCGGGAAAUGCAGAUGAGGGGAGCAGCGGUGGGGGCCUGGUUUCCUGACUGGAAGCGCCUGUUGCCAUCCGGCUGGGAUCCAGUUUUCCCUUCUCCCCUGCAUGUCCGGGCUCUCCUCCAGCCAGAAUCGGGCGAUGCACCCUAGAAACGCCAAGCUGCGAUCGUUCCCGUCGCUACUCUGGUGUGGCUUACGCUAUUGAAUUGUCAUCAUGCGUCCAGGCUGCAGCCUCUGCCACUUGCGCCUGUUUUGCAUCCAGAUCAGUUAAGGUUUGUAUUAAAAACGCCCGAACAAAAGUG